GACUCCACCGUCUUUACCCCUACAUAACCUGAUGUGGUUGGAUGCCAGCAGGAGCUGCCUGACAUCCAUUUAUUUCACGUUGGCACUCAAGCCACAUCUCACCUGAAGUGUCUUCCUGGCCCGGGUCAUUGUCACAGGCCACAGACACAGCAUGACGCUGCUGAGGCCGACUUGGCCAUUACUCUACUUUUUUGACAUCUUCAUGAUGGGUGUCCAGUCCUGGAUUCUCGGCACCGUCCUCUGCCUUCAUCCAAAGGGUUUGGAUGGUGUCCUGACCUUUACUGGCCACUUUGGGAUCUGGCACCUGGGCUGGCCACGAGAGGGAGCGUUCUCGACUUUCCUUGCUCUAGUCUUUCCCUUCUUCUCCAUCUCUGUCCACAGGAAGGGCAUGUCCGGGAGACAAGGGUGUGCUCACUUGCUGAACUUCCACAUCUAGGGCCGGACUGUCCUGCGAACCUGGUCUCAGUGCGGGUCGCACGGACUCAGACCACCUCAUCCACGCGGGAUCGGUGAAACGAGUCUCGGACUAGGUCAGCUGUGAGCCUGUGCCCUUCACGACCCCGCCCACUUCCAGUCCCAAGCGGCCGCGCGUAGCGGUGGGCGGAGCGUCCCGGGAGGGGGCGUGGCGACGCUAGAGGCGGCCACCUGGGGGCGGGGCUCGCGUCCCGCCACGUCCGGGGCGGAGCGCAGAUCCUGCCAAGAGCUGUGUAUCUGGAAAGCGAAGGCUGGUUGGCUAACCUCUUGGAGUCCGGCGGUCCUCGCCUCCCUGGCCGGCACCGAACGUCAUGGCCCAGCCGCCGCCCGACGUUGGAGAUGACGACUGUCUCCCUGAGUACCGCCACCUCUUCUGCCCCGACCUGCUCCAGGACAAAGUGGCCUUUAUCACAGGCGGUGGCUCUGGAAUUGGGUUCCGGAUCGCUGAGAUUUUCAUGAGGCAUGGCUGCCACACCAUCAUCGCUAGCAGGAACCUGUCAAGAGUGUCAAUGGCUGCUGAGAAACUGGCUAAUGCUACCAGCCAGCGGUGCCUCCCUUUGUCCAUGGAUGUCCGAUCUCCCACAGCUGUCAUGGCUGCUGUGGACCAAGCAUUGGAGGAAUUUGGCAAAAUUGACAUCCUCAUUAACUGUGCAGCUGGAAACUUCUUGUGCCCUGCCAGUGCAUUGUCCUUCAAUGCCUUCAAGACUGUGGUUGACAUCGACACCAUUGGCACCUUCAAUGUGUCUCGUGUGGUUUAUGAGAAGUUCUUCCGGGACCAUGGAGGGGUGAUUGUGAAUAUCACAGCGACCCUGAGUUUCCGGGGGCAGGUGCUGCAGGUGCAUGCAGGCACUGCCAAGGCAGCUGUGGAUGCUAUGACACGACACUUGGCUGUGGAGUGGGGUCCCCAGAAUAUCCGUGUUAACAGCCUAGUACCUGGCCCCAUUAGUGGCACAGAGGGAUUCCGGCGACUGGGGGGCCCCCAGGCCAGCUUGAGCACAAAGGCCCUCCUAAGUCCUCUGCAGAGGCUAGGAAACAAGACGGAGAUUGCCCACGGUGUGCUCUACCUGGCCAGCCCUCUGGCUUCCUACGUGACGGGGACUAUGCUUGUGGUUGAUGGUGGGAGCUGGAUGACAUUUCCAAAUGACAUCAAACGGCUGGUGGAUUUCAAAUCCCACUCUGCUAAACUCUAGGCUUGCUUCAAACUUGUGAUCCUCCUGCUUCAACCUUCUGAGUACUAUAAUUACAAGGGUGCACUACCAUACCUGUUUUGGGAUACAGCUUCUGAUAUAAAAAAUUUUAUCCAGAUGCAUCCCUCUACCCCUGCCCCCAAGCAGCUCACAGCAAGCCCAAGAGCACCGUAUCUAAAUUCAAUCCCACCAGUCCAGUCCUUCCUCUGGGGAUGUUGCUUUUUCCACACUCUGCCUCCCAACAGCCUAAGCAACUGUAAGCAGGAGGUGAGCCCAGCUUGCAGCCUGCCCAUGCAGUUAUCUGAGCACCGUUCCUAAGAUUUUGCCAGAAAAUGGAUUUUCUUAAAAAAUAAUCUUUUUUUACUAUAAAAACGUCUAUGCAUUGGACUUUGUGAAAGCAUUUGCAAAGAAAAGGAAAAUGAUUAAAAGAAUCACUGAGAUCCUGUCUUUUAGAAGUAGUGGUUGUGCUUCCUUCCUGUCUUUUUUUCUGUCUCUUCACCAUGGUUGCUGCCUGUGCCCUUUUUCCUGCUGCUGAUGUGGCCCAGACCCUUUGCCUUCAGAAGGGGGCAAGCAGCACAGCUUCGUGAUUCCCAGCCUGGAAGCUCGUGCUCGCAGACAGGUGUGGCCCUGUGGCUGCUCUGGUGGUAGAAAGCAUUUUUCCCUCACAGAGGCCCUUUAGCCCUGUGUCCGUCAGUCUUCUCUGAACCCCCAGCUCAUUGCUACUACAAAUCCCAAAUGUAUUCAGGUUCUGCUUCCUAAUAAGGAGGAGGUGAGAUUCGGUGUCUUCAUGUAGUUUCGCUCCUGCCCCAUUUGGGAAACACAUUACUGAGCUUACAGCUAUUAAGCUGGCAUUAGGGGACUUGUUUUCAACAUGUGACCCAACAUAUAAGGUAGGAGUAGCCACAGUUACCCUGCACUGAUCUGCCAGCAGCAGUUUCUGUGAGUGCUAUACUGCCAUCAGCAUUGCAGCCAAGGCUCUUUUCCUAUCUAGGACCAUUAGAGCCAUGCCCACAGCACACACCUGGUAUCAAACCUUGUGCAGCCUCCCUUCACAAUCCAGAUAAGGCCUCUGGGCGUCUGGACAAGAGGGGGACUUUACUUGGACAUCAGGGGCCGUACUGGGACUUGAAUCAGCAUCAUCCCAGGGCUUGGACAUGUGAGAGGCACAUGGAUCUCUUCUUGGCAGUCAGUGUACAUUCUCAACAACAGCCCUAGUGUGCAGGCCGAUGAGAGCCCAUAGCCCCUACGGUCCCUUGCACCCCCUGCCUGCCCGAAUACCUGAGCCUCACAGUGGCUUCAUCAGACACAUUUUCUCCCAGCUUCCUCUAUGGCCAGGACAGAAACACUCUUAAUUCCCUGGGGCAGCAGGUAAAGAGGGAUUGUUGGUGUCUGUACUGUCCCUCUCCAGGGGUGCAGCCCUGGGCAAGGCCCCUCUGAGCCGUGUAUCCCUGGAGCCAACAAGCCAAGUGUGGUUUUAGGGAAAUGCUCUGCUUAUAUUCAUCUCUCAAAUGUGAGUCAGCAGCCCUGACUUCAGUCCUCCAUGAAAGCCACUUUCUCAGUUUGGAGUCAUGCUAGGUAUCCCAGAGGAGCCACCCCAGUAAGAAGUGCCUUCAGUUACCUGCCAGGGUGACAAGACCCCUGCAGGGUAGACAGUUGGGUCCCCAGGGAGCUGUGGUCCCCAAAGAAAUUCCAUUUGCUCUUGGCCAGUUCCCUCCACCAUUAUAGUGUGCUUGAAGGAUCCUUGGGUCCCAGCACCUCCCUGGAAGAAGGCCACCCCUUAUCAGCCUUUGGCCUUUGCAAGUGUAGGGGACUGGUGGGCAGGCUCAGACCCAGCCCAGCUGGGAGGACAUCUGGUAGAGGGAACAGACAUCUAUGCUUGGCUCCACCAACUGUUUAUAGGUGUUGGAGGUCAAACAUAUAGUAAUGUGAAGUCCACCAGCAAGGCAGGCAAUGGUGCCUUGUGAUGCUGUUGGGGAAAACCCCAAACAUUAAGAAUAGUUGCUAGAAUCUGGGCUCAUGCCUGUAAUCCUAACUACUCAGGAGGCAGAAGUCAGAGGAUUGCUAUUAGAAGCUAGCCUGGGCAAAUAGUUUAUGAGAUCCUAUCUUGAAAAAAAUGAAGGUGCAGGCCCUGAGUUCAAACCCCAGAACCAGGGUAAAAAAAAAAUCAUAGUUGCUGGAGAGGUGUGGAGAGCAAGAGGCAGGGCAGUCAUGGACCCUUGGGAACACCAGAGAGCUCUCUGGCUGAAGCUGGGGCCAGCUGUCAUUCCCCUGGGGACUGAUUUCAGGGGAGUGGUCUGGGAGGGAUAGCGAAAGUCUGCUGGCCAUGCCUCUGUCUGCUGCCUUUGAAGGGUGGGAUACACAGUUGAGAUGGGAACACUGUCCAGCAACAGGUCUAGCUAAAUAAAGGCCAUGUACUGGGCCCUUUUGUGAGCUUCCCUCCAGGAGGUACAGACUGGAAAACAGGCACCCCAGGGCUGGACCUUUCUUUACAGACUUAGUAAGAUCAGUGUAGCUUUGCCUGUAUGUGGUGGCCAGUUUGUCUUAGAGAAAUUGGUCUCACUUUGUUUGGCUUAGACAGUUAGUCUGCAGGCCUGGGAUGGCUAGGGCCUUGGUUAGUUAUAGUCAUGCCCAGUUGGUGUCACUUGCCCAUUGGUGAGGCUGGAAAGGCAGGAUACAGAGAAUAAGAAGGGCCAGGUUAGAACCACCAGGAAGGCAGCACAUCAGCCCCAGUAGAGGGAAUCUGGCUCUUAGAGCUAACUGUCACCCUGUGGCAGGAUUUAUACCACAGUGAUUGGCAAAAAACUAGGUUAUUCCCAUCACAUCAACAAUUCCCUUCUUUAAAAUACCCUUCAAA
Molecule: messenger RNA, 4515 nt
Organism: Castor canadensis (American beaver)
Lineage: Eukaryota; Metazoa; Chordata; Mammalia; Rodentia; Castoridae
Gene: Decr2
Product: 2,4-dienoyl-CoA reductase 2
Biological process (GO): fatty acid catabolic process
Cellular component (GO): peroxisome
Molecular function (GO): 2,4-dienoyl-CoA reductase (NADPH) activity
Source: RefSeq, a predicted model, not a curated record